This is a messenger RNA of Entamoeba invadens IP1, 384 nucleotides long. RefSeq lists its product as hypothetical. The record is from RefSeq and is a predicted model, not a curated record. Lineage: Eukaryota; Evosea; Mastigamoebida; Endamoebidae. The transcript has a single exon. The coding region runs from base 1 to 384 and encodes 127 amino acids.
AUGUAUCAGUGCAAAAAGUGUAAAACAGAGAUAUUUUUAAAUGAACAUACCAUCUCACAGAAUCCAUUAAGUUUUUCCGAUUGUGUUAAUACAAAUAUAAAAGAGGGACAUCGUGCGGCAUUACCAGUCCUUGAGAUACAAUGUAAGAUGUGUCACAGUGUUGUGGGUAUUGUCCACACAAACCCUAUGCUAUUUUGUGCAGACGAAGAUGCUGUUGUACUCCCAACAGCACUUCCAACUAAUAAUUUUGAAGUAAAAGAUGUGAAAGAAGAACCAAUGGAAUGUGGCUCAAAGUCACAACACACCUCAAAUGUCGUGACUGCAGUCCUUUAUUUCGGAAGUAUUUUCGUUCCAGUCGUCACUGCUCUUCUCGCUGCAAAUUGA